CUAAGCAGGGAGCAGCACACGGAGAUAAGGGGGGAAGCAAGUACUCUGCAGCCUGUGCCUCUCCCAUCCCUGUGCAUCAUGAGUUCAACAAGUACAGAAUGUAAUGCAACCCAGCACAGCAACAGCAAGAGGGGCAGCCGCAACACCUCCGCAAGACCUCCUCAUACUCUGGACAAGAUGAUGGUGGGAACUGCUUCUGAACCCUGUAUCCCCUCCUCCGCCGCCUCCGCCUCCCUGCCACACAGCCUUAAUGAUAGAAGUAUGGAUGUGGAAGUAGUUGACCUCACUUGCGAAACUUCAGAACCUCUAGUUGUUGAUCUUACGCAAGACGAUUCUCUUGUGCUUGUUGGAGAGAGUGGGCAGCAGCCCGAUAGAGAGUUCAGACCUCAACCAUUGUCUGACAGCCUCGUAUUUAGUGGUGGUGGUGGUGAUGAUAGCAGACACACACAGAGUGGUGCUCUUGCCACUAGAAAGCUCCCCAGAGAAGUGGGAAGGAGGGAAUUUGCAAGAUCCUCAGGCACUUUGAGUUGUGGAAUUUGCAUAGACAGCUUUGCAGAGAUUGUGCAAAGCGGACGGCUUAUAGUGUCAACAACAUGUGGCCACAUCUUCUGUAGUCAGUGCCUCAGCAAUUUUCUUAGGUAUGCUAACUUUUGCCCAAUUUGUAGGAGGCAUCUCACUCCAAAGGAGUAUCAUCCAAUUUAUAUGUGAAGACAUGGGUGUUCCUGAACACAGUCUAAUGUGGCCUUCAUAAACAUGAGUGAACUCCAAAGAACACACCAAGUACAGUAUAUAUGACUUCAAUAUGACAGUUAGCAAUUUCACUUUUUCCCAGUUGGCCUCCUUAUAGUCCAGUUGUACUGUUUCAGCUUCGUUUUGCUUUAAGGUUUUUGCAGCUCACAUUUUUUGAGGUUUGUAGACGUUUGAAGAACAGCUUGGGGGAUAUGUCUG
Messenger RNA from Podarcis raffonei (Aeolian wall lizard), 948 nucleotides. Its product is annotated as E3 ubiquitin-protein ligase RNF4-like. The coding region runs from base 79 to 708 and encodes 209 amino acids. Gene Ontology annotation, molecular function: transcription factor binding. The transcript has a single exon. NCBI's taxonomy places the organism in Eukaryota, Metazoa, Chordata, Lepidosauria, Squamata, Lacertidae. Gene Ontology annotation, biological process: positive regulation of transcription by RNA polymerase II. The record is from RefSeq and is a predicted model, not a curated record.